Argentina anserina (silverweed cinquefoil) is the source of this 2569-nucleotide messenger RNA. RefSeq names its product probable rhamnogalacturonate lyase B. The record is from RefSeq and is a predicted model, not a curated record. Gene Ontology annotation, molecular function: catalytic activity; carbohydrate binding. The transcript has 16 exons. Bases 220 to 2313 code for a protein of 697 amino acids. Gene Ontology annotation, biological process: carbohydrate metabolic process. NCBI's taxonomy places the organism in Eukaryota, Viridiplantae, Streptophyta, Magnoliopsida, Rosales, Rosaceae.
AUAACUUAUAUAAACAUGUCUGCACGUUUCAGAAGCCUUAAGGAUCCAAAAAGGAAUUUAUUGAUGAUCGAAGAAAGUUCACAUUCUAAUAAUAUUUACCCUGUUUCUUUGUCCCCCGUUUUUAAGUUUUCUUUUGCCUCCAAAAAUUGAAGACCCCUUACAGGGAAACUUGAGGUAUAUAAGCCAUUUUCUUUGGGAGCUUUGGCUGCUGAGAUUUCAAUGAAAUUUUGUUGUUUGCAGGGUGGCCCAGAAAUGGAGAAGAUGAGGCAAUGGGGAUGGUUUCUGGGGUCAUUUGCAGCAAUACUUAUUCUGGUUCUGUUCUUGGCUGGUGAUGGAAGCUACGACGAGACGACGAGCCCAGUAAGACGAUCACUGAGGAGCGCACUGCCUUGGCAACAGCAGGGUGUCAGUUUAUUAGCAAGGAACCGCAAUAGGGUUGUUAUGGACAAUGGCAUUGUCAAAGUCAUUUUCUCUAAUCCGGGCGGUAAUGUUAUUGGAAUACGAUACAGAGGCCUUGACGUACUUGAAAUGGAGAAUGAAGAAAAUAAUAGAGGGUACUGGGAUGUGGUUUGGAAAAAGAAUAUAACUGACAAACUACAAUCAACGAAAUUUAAGGUCAUUACCACCAGGCCAGACCAAGCAGAGAUCUCUUUCUUAAGAACAUAUGAUGUUUCCUUUGGUAACGACACAAACACAAUUCCCUUGACCGUCGACAAAAGAUACAUACUGCAACGGGGUAGUUCUGGUUUCUAUGCAUAUGGCAUAUUCGAGCGGCUUGAAGGGUGGCCGGGAGUAAUGGAUAUGGAUCAAAUUAGAAUGGUGUACAAACUUGAAGAAUCCAAAUUUCGGUAUAUGGCGUUAUCAGACACUAGGCAAAGAAUGAUGCCAACAGCAGCAGAUCGUUCUAGUGGUCAUACACUUGCAUACAAAGAAGCUGUUCUUUUGACAAAUCCUAGCAAUCCUGAGUUUAGAGGAGAAGUAGAUGACAAGUACCAGUACUCGAUCGAGGACAAAGAUAACAAAGUUCAUGGUUGGAUUAGUACUGAUGAAUCUGUGGGAUUUUGGAUGAUCACACCUAGUGACGAAUUUCGUACCGGAGGUCCUUUUAAGCAGGACCUCACCUCCCAUGUCGGCCCAACCACCCUCUCGAUGUUUGUUAGUACUCAUUACGCUGGGAAGGCUCUUGGGAUCAAAUUCGAAGAGGGAGAGGCAUGGAAAAAGGUUUUCGGACCGGUCUUUGUGUAUCUGAACUCGGCUCCAGGCUCAAAGAAUUCCACCAGUAUGCUUUGGAAUGAUGCUAAACGGCAGAUGCUUAAAGAAGUCGAGAGCUGGCCGUAUAAUUUCACUCAAUCUGAGGACUUUCCUUCUUCCGAUGAACGGGGAUCAGUUUCUGGCCAAUUACUAAUACAUGAUCGGUACAUCAAUGAGAGCCUUUUCCCAGCAAAUUCUGCUUAUGUGGGAUUGGCGGCACCCGGGGAAGUCGGGUCUUGGCAAAUGGAAAACAAAGGUUAUCAGUUUUGGAUUCAAUCUGAUGAAGAAGGUCAAUUCAUUAUCAAAGAUGUUCGACCCGGGAACUAUAGUUUUUAUGCAUGGGUCCCUGGCAUUCUUGGUGAUUACAAAUAUGAAGCUGAUAUAACAAUUACUCCGGGGUGUAAUAUCAAAUUGGACAAUCUUACCUACGAACCUCCAAGAAAUGGUCCUACUUUGUGGGAAAUUGGCAUCCCUGAUCGCACUGCUUCCGAAUUCUACGUACCAGAUCCAUAUCCGACUCUUUUGAACAAGUUAUACAGCCACAUAUACUCAGAAAACUUUAGGCAGUACGGGUUGUGGACCCGUUAUGGAGAGCAGUUCCCUCAUACAGAUCUUGUCUACACCGUAGGCGUUGACAAUUACUUUGAUAAUUGGUUCUAUGCUCAAGUGACCAGGAAUACUGGAGAUGAAACAUAUGUAGGUACGACGUGGCGAGUUCUAUUUGAACUCGAUAAUGUCACGAAUCCAGGAAAUUAUACACUCCAAUUGGCAUUGGCCUCGGCAAACAGUGCGGAAUUGCAGGUUCGAAUUAACAACGAGAGCGAUGAGCCACCUCAUUUUACAACAAAGUUAAUAGGAGGGGACAACGCGAUAGCGAGACAUGGAAUUCAUGGUUUGUAUUGGUAUUAUAGUAUUGAAAUACCUAGCCCGCUACUAAACGAAGGAAAGAACACAGUCUAUCUCUCUCAGACGAGAGGUGGUGAAAUUUUCCAAGGCGUGAUGUACGACUAUAUCAGACUAGAAGCACCUUCAUCACACACUGACUCGCAAGUAGUGCUAUAGAUCACUUUCUUACAAAAUAUUUGGCGCGGCAACUCCAUUAUACAGUAGUUAGUACUUAGUACGUCAUAGAAAAACUAACCCACAUAUCUGUUUUACGAUAAAGUUGGAACAUCGAUCGGGCAAGAAAAUUUGUUCUUCAUAUAGUGUACGCAUGCACACGUACGUACAGUGAUAAUCGAUAAAUACAAAAUUGCUGAAUUCGUCUUCGAGACAUUUCACGUACAGUAACGUUCUAAAAUCGCUAAUUAGUAGGAGA